AUGCCUGAAGUUACCAUCACCGGCUGGACCACCAGGGACGUCCGUUUCCCGACGUCCUUGGACAAGACUGGUUCAGAUGCCAUGAACGCUGCGGGUGAUUACUCCUCGGCGUACUGUAUCUUGCAGACCGACUCCGAGUUCAGCGGUCACGGAAUGACCUUCACCAUUGGCCGUGGCAACGACAUUGUCUGUGCUGCCAUCGAUCACGUCGCAGAUCGUAUCAAGGGCCGCACUCUGUCCUCUCUCGUCGAGAACUGGGGCAAGACAUGGCGCCACUUGGUGAACGACAGCCAGCUGCGCUGGAUCGGCCCUGAGAAGGGUGUCAUCCACCUGGCUCUCGGUGCUGUGGUCAACGCCAUCUGGGACCUGUGGGCCAAGACCCUGGGCAAGCCCGUCUGGCGAAUCGUGGCCGACUUCACCCCCGAGGAGUUCGUGCGAUGCAUUGACUUCCGCUACAUCACCGACGCCAUCACCCCUGAGGAGGCCGUUGCCCUGCUCAAGGAGUCCGAGGUUGGCAAGGAACAGCGCAUCCAGGAUGCGCUGAACAGCCGUGCUGUGCCUGCUUACACCACCAGUGCCGGCUGGCUCGGUUACGGAGAGGACAAGAUGAAGGCGCUCCUCAAGGAGACACUGGCCAACGGCUACAAGUACUUCAAGCUCAAGGUCGGUGGCAACCUGGAGCAGGACAAGCAUCGUCUGUCCAUUGCCCGUGAGGUCAUCGGCUACGACCAGGGCAACACCCUCAUGGUCGACGCCAACCAGGUCUGGAGUGUCCCCGAGGCAAUUGAGUACAUGAAGAACCUCAAGGAGUUCAAGCCCUGGUUCAUCGAGGAGCCCACGUCCCCCGAUGACAUUCUCGGCCACAAAGCCAUCAGAGAGGCACUGAAGCCCUACGGUAUCGGUGUCGCCACCGGUGAAAUGUGCCAGAACCGUGUCAUCUUCAAGCAGCUGCUCGUCUCCGGCGCCAUCGACGUCUGCCAGAUCGACGCCUGCCGCAUGGGCGGUGUGAACGAGGUGCUGGCCGUCCUGCUCAUCGCCAAGAAGGUCGGUGUCCCAAUCGUGCCCCACUCCGGUGGCGUCGGUCUGCCCGAGUACACCCAGCACUUGAGCACCAUCGACUACGUCAACGUCAGCGGCAAGCUCUCGGUCCUGGAGUACGUCGACCACUUGCACGAGCACUUCUUGCACCCCUCCGUCAUCAAGGAUGGUUACUACCAGACUCCCACAGAGCCUGGUUACAGCGUCGAGAUGAAGGCAGACAGCAUGGACCAGUUCUCUUACCCUGGUAAGGAGGGUGUGAGCUGGUGGAAGAGCGACGAGGCCAAGCCCAUCCUGGAGGGCGAGAAGUACUAG
This is a messenger RNA of Truncatella angustata, 1353 nucleotides long. Its product is annotated as enolase C-terminal domain-like protein. Bases 1 to 1353 code for a protein of 450 amino acids. The transcript is spliced from 2 exons. The record is from RefSeq and is a predicted model, not a curated record. Gene Ontology annotation, molecular function: magnesium ion binding; L-fuconate dehydratase activity. Lineage: Eukaryota; Fungi; Ascomycota; Sordariomycetes; Amphisphaeriales; Sporocadaceae. Gene Ontology annotation, biological process: amino acid catabolic process; carbohydrate catabolic process.